Molecule: messenger RNA, 369 nt
Organism: Cooperia oncophora
Lineage: Eukaryota; Metazoa; Nematoda; Chromadorea; Rhabditida; Trichostrongylidae
Source: the annotation of a GenBank genome assembly
AUGCUCGAUAUUCAGGUUCACCACGUCAUAGUUCGAAACAAGCGUCAAGCUCGAAACUAUCAAUUCAACCGCUUUGUUGUUCCGAGCGGAGUUCCGCAAACUAUUCGGUCUGGUCGUCAAGUCGGCGGUGUUUCCGGUUUCCAGGCUGGAGACGGACGCGUAUUGAGAGAUGGAUCGGGACCAGUCUUACAAGCGCCUCCACCUAGAAGAGUAUUCGAUUCAUUCAAGGUUCCUGGAGCUCCACCAGCGCAAUUGGUAGCACCCAGUCCCGAGUUGUGUGCCAGAUGUCCACCUUCAUCUGGUUCAGGAACCCAGGACCCUAUGAGUCUCAUCAGACAACUGAUCUGCUGGCCUCGACAUGGUGAGUGA